GUAAGGUGCCAUAGUCUCAUCUUUAAUGGUACUACGUGAUGCCCAGGCGUUGGUUGAGCAUUAAACGUGUUCCAUGUUCUCGGUUAAUGAUUACAGAGUACAUACGGCCCGUACAGGAGUAGUUUGGUUGGCCGGCGUUUACGGAGGAUACUAUUAAUAAGCCACUAUGUGGUUGAAUUGUGCUUUUCAGGACUCCUGCCCAUGUUCUCGGGUAGUACGGCGACGCGGCUAAGGCAAUCGGAUCUUUUAAGCUCAUCUUAUACCACGUGUAUUGCCACGCUCUCUUAGACAAGGAUCAUAAGCCUCAUACAGGUCUGUUGGUAAGCUAGGACAUCUCGAAAUCCCGAAACAUGAUCUAGGACUGGCUGACUGCCAUUUUGAAAAGUAACGACUCGGCUCGUAUGUCAAGGAUUGGCAACGGUUGUCAUUAUCUUGGAUUCGCUGAUUACUACGCAUACCCAUAGGAUGAUGCUGAGGCAAUCAGUCCGCACACAUAGCCGAAUCCUAAGCCCGUCACCAACACUUAGACAGGAACAACGCAGCGAAUCAUCCUCGUAUCUGGAGUGACACAAGACUGGUUCUAGGCACGGUGGGGGACGGGGCUUCGAACUGGGAAAAGGAUAGCUAAUUUAUAUCUCGAUUCCGCCACAAGGCGUUUGCACGACACGAGAGGGCGGACUGUUCAAGAAUUGACCCUGGUAUUUUUACAAUUUGUCCUUUCUUACCUAAUUUCUCCUAUGUGUGCACAUAUUCCCCCAUUAUUGCUGCACUGUAACCUACCUGUACCGCCUUAUAUACCUAAACCAACCAUCAUAACUGCAUCGUUAGCAGCGGAUCCCACGUUUUGCAACACCUCCCUACCUAACGCAUCUUUUGCCAUGGAAACACCCAAUGCCCCGCUGCGUGCGUCUUGUGAUAGAUGCCGGGCUCAAAAGCUCCGUUGCGUUCCAUCAUCUAAUACGGAUUCUACCGCGCCUUGUAUGCGGUGCUUGAGGUUGAAAACUCCCGUCAUGUGCACAUUUAGCCAAAGACUGCAAAUGAGAAGAAGCAGGAAAAAUACCAAUAACAGCGACUCCGAGACCCGGCCUACUCACCGUAAGGAGAAAGAAAAACCAUCGUUGCCUGGAAUGGGUACAUUUGUGUUGCCCGGGCCUCCGUCUCCGGAAUCGCAUCAAUCUCUUCAUUCGCCGCGAAUUGAUACCAAAGACUCCACUCCUGAGACAGACGGAGACACCCCGAUGAUCACCCCGGAACAGGAAAUACCGGAUUUCUGGUCACACGAAUCCGCCUUACUUCCAGUUGGCGAGCCUCCUGAACCGGUAGAUGGUACCCUAGGAAGCUUUCCAGAAUAUUACAAUUUCGAUCUGGCUAAUUUGGAUACACCGGAGUUCCUGUCCGAGCUAAUCGGUGCUUCUGACGCGAUUCCGGCCAACGUGGAUUUUAAUUUCGACAUCGACAAGCUGACCUAUGAAAAUUCCGCCAACCCUCUAGUUGAUCUCAGUGGGCUGCUAGCUGAAAUGUCCAGUUACGGGAGUCAAUUGCUCAAGUUGGCCAGCUGGGACCGCGACAAUUAUCCGAUUGGAGACGCAGUGUUGUUAUGCCAGCGUUUUCACACCAUUCUUUUCGGCUAUGCCUAUUCUGAUGCAACCACGGCGGCCCAGAAUAAGGAUAUGCCUACAGACCUACUAAUAAUUUCAUGCUACCUGAUCCUCACGCGCAUAUACUCUUCCAUAUUUGGCUAUCUAAUAGAGCACAUUGUGCGAAUGCGUGAGCUCCAUAAGUCGGCUCAUAAGGAACUAAGCCCAUCUCUGCAUUAUCCAUUCAUGGGAGACAUGCAUUCAUAUCGAGGACUCAGCCUCAGCCAGUUGCGUCCCGUCUGUGUAUGUAGGGGAUGGGAACCGGAAAAGAAGGUACUGUCAAUGUUAUGCAAUUCUCUCGGUGGUGUUGAAGGAUUACUAAGGCUUCCCCUUGACGCAAGGGUAAUCACUCAGGGGGAACAAGAGAAAAGCGAGGGAAGAGAUGGCACUAACGACACGCAAAAUGAGGAGGAGGUAGAGAAACCAACCAUGGUCCUCUCCGAAUUACUACUUGGGUCGUCACAUGGCCACCUAUGUCAAGAUAUGAAGGAGCAAGCACAGAAUCUACGGGAGAAGAUUACAAAAGUAAACCAUCUACUGGCUUAAAUAGGGAUGAUACAAGAUGUACGAUUAUUUACAUAACAUCCAUGGAUGAAAUUUUACAAAGAUAACUCAA
This is a messenger RNA of Annulohypoxylon truncatum, 2253 nucleotides long. RefSeq lists its product as uncharacterized. The record is from RefSeq and is a predicted model, not a curated record. Gene Ontology annotation, molecular function: DNA-binding transcription factor activity, RNA polymerase II-specific; zinc ion binding. Gene Ontology annotation, biological process: regulation of DNA-templated transcription. Lineage: Eukaryota; Fungi; Ascomycota; Sordariomycetes; Xylariales; Hypoxylaceae. The coding region runs from base 738 to 2183 and encodes 481 amino acids. The transcript is spliced from 2 exons.